AUGACAUCCUUCCCUGCUAUUGAUGUCCCAGGCUGCUGCAUUCGUGCCAAGACGAUUCAGUGCCUUGUUCACCAAGCGACACUUCAGCGAACAAUUGUCCAACCCAUUCCAGCACCGACGGCUGCCUCAAACACAUUAACAAAGUCUUCAAUUCUCGGAAAUUCCUUUUGGGAUAACGAUUUACAAAUGGAGCGAAGUAUACGGUCAAGUCUUUCGUCGGCUCGGCCUUCCUUUUGUCCACGAAUAAAUUAA
This is a messenger RNA of Plasmopara halstedii, 252 nucleotides long. RefSeq lists its product as uncharacterized. The transcript is spliced from 2 exons. NCBI's taxonomy places the organism in Eukaryota, Oomycota, Peronosporomycetes, Peronosporales, Peronosporaceae. The record is from RefSeq and is a predicted model, not a curated record. The coding region runs from base 1 to 252 and encodes 83 amino acids.